Messenger RNA from Biomphalaria glabrata, 4238 nucleotides. RefSeq names its product soluble guanylate cyclase 88E-like. The record is from RefSeq and is a predicted model, not a curated record. Bases 516 to 3410 code for a protein of 964 amino acids. The transcript is spliced from 13 exons. Gene Ontology annotation, biological process: nitric oxide-cGMP-mediated signaling; cGMP biosynthetic process; response to oxygen levels. Gene Ontology annotation, cellular component: guanylate cyclase complex, soluble. Gene Ontology annotation, molecular function: oxygen sensor activity; guanylate cyclase activity; heme binding. Lineage: Eukaryota; Metazoa; Mollusca; Gastropoda; Planorbidae.
UCACUGGAAUAGAAGGCGGAGGUCACGCAGUGUCGGUGUACUAGAUAAGACUUCUAAAGUAAGUCACAUACUAAAUGGAGUUGUCCCUAGUAGAUCCUGUGUGCCAGUAUCGCUACCGACGUAACCACCAGGAAAAGAUGGCGCCCACUUUACUGUAAGCUGUUAUUGUUGAGCUUUUAAAGACUGUGAGCCCUUGAUGCUGUCAGGUCCAGUGGGUUGAACUGUCUAGGAUUACUGGACCAAACAAUUACAUUUUCUGAAGUGUGCACAUAUAAAAAUAAAUGUCCAUGACCACGUGACUUAUUGCCUCUCGACAUUGACUGGAUUAAGUUGAUCUUUCACAAUCUGUUAAUUGGAUUUUAAUUCUGAAGAGUAUACCUUGCGGAGAUGGUCUGCUCUGCACAAUAUAUGACCAUCUCAUGGUUACUACACGAUUACAUUUCAACGGCUACUCUCUGCUGACUCAAUCUGUCAUAAAAUUGUCAUGAGUCGCGUGUAAUCUAUUACAUACCACAAUGUACGGCCUACUGCUUCAAUCAUCGGCAGACUUUUUGAAAAACAAAUAUGGCGAAGAACUCUGGGAGAAAAUUCGCAAAGAGUGUAACCUGACGAUGAGUGGCUUCGCAACACACAACAUUUACAGUGAGAAUAUCAUGGUGGACAUGGCUAGUGCUGCCUCUAAGAUCACUGGUGACACACUAGAGACCAUAAUGGACUGUUUUGGGGUGGAGUUCGUCAAUUUUGUUGGUCAGUUUGGCUACGACAGAAUCUUGAAAGUUCUCGGACGUCACAUGAGAGACUUCCUGAAUGGACUUGACAACCUGCAUGAGUACCUCAGGUUCAGUUAUCCCAAACUUAAACCACCAUCUUUUUUUGUGGAAGAUGAAACCAAAAACGGAUUGACCUUGACCUACCGAUCCAGACGAAAAGGUUUCUUACACUAUGUGAAAGGUCAGAUCCGGCAAGUGGGCAAAGUGUUUUACAAUACACGAGUAGAUAUAUUUGUGGUGGCCAAUGACUUCAAUGAAAAAACUCAAACUAUUCAUGUCAAGUUUAGACUUUUGUUUGAUAACAAGGCAUUCCGGGAAGUGUCCAAUCACGUGGUGGACAAUAUCGUUGACAGCAUUCCUCUCAGACCAGAACUUCUCUUUGAACUAUUUCCGUUUCACAUUGUCUUUAGUCGAAAAAUGGAUAUCCGAAGUGUUGGUCCUGGACUUCGUGCAGUGAUUCCAAGUGCAGUAGGCAAAAACAUGGUGGAUCUGUUCUCAUUGGAACGACCUUUGACGAGUUUUACUUGGGAGGAUAUUCUCCAUCACACGAAUAAUGUGUUUCAACUAGUGGCCAGAUCUCCAGUUACUCAGAAGGAGGAAACUGAAGUCAUUAUUUCUGAUGAUAUCAAUAAAGAUCCAACAUUCGAUGAAGGUGUGAUAGGUUCCAAUGUGCUUCAUUUAAAAGGCCAAAUGAUGUACAUGACUGAGUGGGAUUGUAUUAUGUUCCUAGGCACACCUAUAAUGAACUCACUGGACGACAUGUUCCGGAUUGGUCUGUAUAUUAAUGACUUAAGCAUGCAUGACUCAAGCAGAGAUCUGGUUUUAGCUGGUACUCAACAAUCAGCCGAAUUAAAGUUAGCAUUAGACCAGGAGCAAGAAAAAAGUCGCCUCUUGGAACAGAGCAUGGUCAAGCUGGACCAAGAGAUGCAGAGAACAGAUGCCCUCUUGUAUCAAAUGAUUCCAAAACCUGUUGCCGAUAGACUUCGUCGGGGAGUACCUUCAGUAGAGACGUGUCAGGUAUUUGAAAAUGUCACUAUUUUAUUUAGUGACGUGGUUGGCUUCACCACAAUCUGUAGUCAGAUCACUCCGAUGGAAGUCGUCUCCAUGUUGAAUGCAAUGUACACACAGUUUGACCAACUGAGUGAGAACCACAGUGUCUAUAAGGUGGAGACUAUAGGUGACGCUUACAUGGCUGUGUCCGGGGCUCCAACUGUGACCAAAUACCAUGCUCUACAUAUGUGUGACAUGGCUCUAGACAUGAGAUCAUCCAUGAACAACUUGCUGAAUCCAUCGAACAAUGAAACCAUGAAAAUUAGAAUAGGUAUUCACACUGGAACCACUGUCGCUGGAGUUGUGGGAAUAAAAAUGCCCAGAUAUUGUUUGUUUGGUGACACCGUCAACACCGCAUCCAGAAUGGAGACAAGCGGAGAAGCAAUGAAAAUUCAUAUCAGUGAAACAACUAGAAGAGAAUUGGAGAGUUAUCCUUAUGUGGUCGAAAACAGAGGCUCUAUUGAUGUCAAGGGCAAAGGUCAAAUGAAAACGUAUUGGUUAUUAGGAAAAAGAGAACUGUCUGAGAAAGAACUUUCCCAGUGUCCAUUUCUUACAAUCAUGAAAGAAGAAGUCAUGAAAAGGAACUUAGAAGAGCACGUGGACAGCAACAACAGCCGUUUAAAUGCUGACCAACACUAUUCUGUCUCUCCUCACCCCUACUCUCCAGUGUCUUACCGAGACUUUGAAGACAGAGACAGUCCAACAGGCAGAAAACUUUCAGCUGAUGCUGACCUCUUGAAACUUGGUGCCACAACAUCACCCAGGAAUUCUAGGUCAGGGCCAUCUGGUUGUCCCUUUGCAAUGGGAUUUUUCUCUGCCUCCUCAACGUCUGAAUCUUUGAAGAAACCUGACAACAAAAAUCAAUUCAAAGGUUCUAUAGAUAUCACUUACUCUUCUGUUUUUGAAAACUUGAAAUAUCCUAGCAAAAAUAAUUACAAAAAUCAAACCGCAACUACUGGUCCAUCUGGUGGUCAACUCAAUAGCCCAAGGUUAUCAUUAAGCAAAGGUCAGAAAGACAUUCAACUGGAGAGUGCACUACAGUACUCCUAUACACCUUCCAUCCCUGAGUCACGUGACUCUGGGAUAUCUGUGACAGAAGCCCAUUACAACAACGUAGUGGGACUCAGCCCAAGUCACGUUGCUGCUAAAAACGUCACUACAUCAAAAGAAAAAGAUGCCGCCAUGACUCUUCAUUAUGUUGGUUCUUCGCCUCAAAGGUUCUCAAAUGAAAAGCAGAAAAACUCCAGCAGCAAGCAGUCUACUCCGGAGGCUGCCUCCACUUACCACUCGAAAAACAUCGACACCGAUUCUAUUAUAGCGUUAGAUAGCAGAGCUGCAUCGGUUACCUCCCAGGCACCACUAGAGUAUACACUCAAUAACACUGACGGACGUCUGAACAAAGAUACACUUCCUGGAAACGGAAGUCACAAAGUGGCCCCAUUGCCCCAUGAGUUGGACAAAUUCAUGCCAGGUAAACAUGCUGUCUCGAAUGGGACAAUAGUGAUCAAAAAUGAAUUUGGAUGCAUUUCUGGAUCAUGUUCUGACAAGCAUAGAGCAGACAGAAAAAGUAAAACAUGCCAAAUUUUAUAAAAUACGAAUUGACAAUUGUAAUCAUUUUUAGUGUUAGUAACAUCAUAACUAGAAAUGUAUUUGUUCUUUGAACUACUCUCCAACUCUCUGACCCGUUCAACUGUAUUGUAUAACUACAUUGAACUUUGUGACUUGAUUACUUUAUUGAACUGACAUUAUCAACUAUAGCGAACUGACACAAUCUGCUAUAAUAAACUGACACUAUCUACUUUAGUAAACUAGCAUUAUCAGUUAUAUUAAACUGACAGUCUGAACAAUCUGACAAAUCUAUUUUUAAAGAAAAAUACAUUACAAUACAAAUACAUAAAAACAAUAUCUUACUGAUAUAAUAUUUAUAAUAAACUUUUAAGUGUCUCAAGUGACAUAGAUGGUUAGUAUAUUCAAUUGUAUUUUGAGAUUCCUGAGAACAUAAGGCCCGUAUGAAACUCCUGAUGACUUUGAUCUUCAUAACAAAAUGAGAUUCUGACGUUUUACAUAACAAAAUGAGAUUAUGUUUAUCCCAUUUGAUUACGAGAUUCUAAUAUUUGACAUGACACUAGAUGUAGUGCCUCAUGUUUUUAUGAUCUUAUUAUCUUACUAAUGACUAUGUUUUUGUAAGACUUUGUAGGAGCGUACUUACACAUCUGUCCGACUAGAUCUGGCUCAAGUUUGUUUUUUCUUGAUGCUACUGUACUGUUCGACACAAUUUUUGUGUGCUGUGUGUUUUUGUGGUACAAAUGUUUACAAAGGAAAGAAGUAGACAAUAAAGUCAUGAUUUCCCACGAACAUUUAAUGUCUGAAUAAACAAACUCUACAUUUAAUGUUUGAAUAAACAAACUCUACAUUUAA